ACGAUAAAAAGAGAAAGAGAAACGAAACACGCGCGCGGCCCGACAUUCGUUCAGAUCCAUUAGGUAAUGAUAAUUCUAAGGCCCAUGACACAGCACAAAAAAUACAAAAACGGUGAAGCAGAUCAAACGACCGUAGUGUUUCCGUGCAAGGUGUGCGGCAAAAUCUACAUUCGAAAAUCGUCCAUGUAUACCCAUCUGCGGUUGUGCGGCCAGGAGCCCAAGUACACCUGCGUUCUCUGCGGCAAGAAGUUCAAGUACAAACACAGGCUGCAGUCACAUCUAACGUCGAACGUGCACAUGCCUCGGCCACGAUGACGAUAAGUCGACGAUUCGCAAAAGAUGCCUCGAGAUUUCAUUCGAAGAUUGUAAAGUGUCAUUUACAAUAUUCACUAGCAGUAUCAAUAAAGAAACGGUUUUAUUUCUCCAGUGAAAGUGGUCUUUUGCUGAAUCCCACACGCCGUGAAUGUUUGAAGAGCAUAUUAACACGCAAAUCGAUCGCAAUUAUAUCGGUUGGAUAAGCAAGGCCCGGUCGUCGCUUUGCAUCGUUUUCGAAUGUUCUCCAACCGGUUCGGUGUGAACGUACCAUGUUUCAGGAUAAGCAUAAGCAGCUCGGAUACUCCUUGCUCACGUGGAAACACCGUGCAAGUUUCAUUCGCAUAUAACGAGAAUAAUUUCCCAAUACGAGCUCUCUUUCUCUCUAACUUUGCCUAACGCUUGCUUAGCGCGCCCGAACAUAAAUUUUGCGACUACCGAUGUAUCGUCAAAUGAAUGACCGAAUUAUGAUACAGGGAGUCACAGCGAUAAAGCUGGCGAAAAAUAUCAAUUUAAAGAACGAACACACAUGUGCAACUUUCUCGUCUCAAAGCGUCUUUCUUUCGCGAGGAACAAAUCAAUCACGCGUAUACAGAUGCGAUUAGGAUCGCGUGACGCGUCGUAGCUCGCGCUAAUCAUCCUUCGAGAUAUGAGCGUGGAAAGUUGAUAGGGUGAAUUGGUAGUAUAAAAGAUCGCACUCCCCAACUUCCGGUAUUAAAUGUUACGAAAAUCUUUUUUC
Messenger RNA from Harpegnathos saltator (Jerdon's jumping ant), 1051 nucleotides. RefSeq names its product gastrula zinc finger protein XlCGF8.2DB-like. Lineage: Eukaryota; Metazoa; Arthropoda; Insecta; Hymenoptera; Formicidae. The coding region runs from base 67 to 315 and encodes 82 amino acids. The transcript has 2 exons. The record is from RefSeq and is a predicted model, not a curated record.